Molecule: messenger RNA, 1117 nt
Organism: Bicyclus anynana (squinting bush brown)
Lineage: Eukaryota; Metazoa; Arthropoda; Insecta; Lepidoptera; Nymphalidae
Product: myb-related transcription factor, partner of profilin
Exons: 2
Coding region: 141-833 (230 amino acids)
Source: RefSeq, a predicted model, not a curated record
GCUGUCAAUCUGUCAACUUCAAAUUUCAAGAAAUUUUAAAUUUCAAAAAAAAAUUGUUUACAAUCAUUAAAUAGUAGUUGAGUGGUGUUAUUAUUUAUGUUGAAAAAAAUUCUAUUGAUAUCAAAUAUAUUCAUACUGUAAUGGAAGGUAGGAAAAGACAAAGAUGUGCCUAUGUCACAGCUCGACAGAAAAAGAAGUUAAUAGAAUUAAUGGCUAAACAUCCAGAAUUAAUUUCGUGUAAAGUAACUCAAGACUUUAGUUAUAAGGACUCUCAAAUGUUAUGGCAAAACAUAGCCAACGAAUGCAAUGCUAUUCCUGGAGCACGGAAAACGUGGCGGCAGUGGAGAAAAACAUGGCAUGAUCUUCGUUCAAAAACAAAGAAAAAGCAAGCUGAAACUAAUGGUGAUACAUCAUUUUCUACAACCACACUGACUGAAGCUGAACGGGAAGCCUUGGGCAUUAAAAACAUGUCAUCAGUUGAUGACUAUCAAGAAAACACAGAGUUUGUGCUACUGUCUGAAAAUCAAGAAGACUUAAAUGAUGCCAUUUCGGCAACAUCUCUAAGUGAGCCAGGUUCACCUCCUGAGACAAAAGUAUUUGUACCAACAGAACAUAGAAAGAAAAAAAUUAAAAUGAAAUCAUCUAAACACAGCUCAAAUCACUCAAACAGUUGUUACUUUAACUGUGAUCUGUUGGCAGUGCAAGAACAGAGGAAAGCACAAGUCAAAGAAGAUUAUUUAAAUUUCAAGAAAGAAUAUUUGAGACAAAAGUUAAAAUUCCUGAAAGAACAGACUGAAGCAUUGAAAAGUAUUGCAAAAGAACUCUCAAAGUAAUUAGAAGUGCCAUUUAUUUUGGAUAUAACAGUUUCCAAUUUAUUUUACUCAGAAGAUUAAUCUGCUAGCUAGUAGUAGCUCUUACAUCUUUCUGUUUGAAAUAUAAAAAAACACUCAUGUUCUCUAAAUCUGGUUUGAUAUUAUUCAGCUAGGAACUUUUUUAAACAUGGCAAUAAUAAUGUACUCAUAUUUUUAGGCUGUAAUUGUAACUUAUAACAUUGCCAUACAAAUUACAACACAACUUUGUAUAUAAUCUUCUUAUAUAUAAAAAUGAAUUGCAUAAA